Messenger RNA from Suillus paluster, 984 nucleotides. RefSeq lists its product as uncharacterized. The transcript is spliced from 2 exons. The record is from RefSeq and is a predicted model, not a curated record. The coding region runs from base 1 to 984 and encodes 327 amino acids. NCBI's taxonomy places the organism in Eukaryota, Fungi, Basidiomycota, Agaricomycetes, Boletales, Suillaceae.
AUGCCUCCUAAGAAAAACAGUAAAUCUACAGCAGGUGGACACUUCUCAGGAAUUACUCGCGCAGGGCCGGGAACCGUCGACAUUGGCAGCAUGGUGCCUCAGCACAGCAUUGCUGGGACGUCUGUCCAGAUGCCCAGCGACCUAGGCCAUGAUGGGCAGGUGGUCAGAUCCACCGAAGCCCGUUCCCUUACCACAGCCGUGUCGUCCGGCGUCCAACAAACUCAGGCCAGUGGAAAAUCCAACAAUCCCUCAUCCCACGCCAUAAACAUCGGCAAUUACUGCCACUUCUGUUGCGACCACAUCCAACGACCAUACUGCCACGAAUGCGUCGAUUGCGGCGGCAUCAUGUGCCAACAGUCCGUUCCUCGGGGCAGCGGCUGCAUCUAUUACGGAACGGUGGAUACCACCAAGGACUUUCGCUGCCCGAUUUGUGCUAGGACCGCAGCUAACAAGGACGCUCCGCUGCCCUACGCCGUCCUGGGAUACUGGAUACGGAAGAAAGUUAAGAUGGCCUGGCCCAUGGCAAUCGUCAGCCUGAGCCUGGAGUCCCUGAAAGACGACUACCUAGCAUCGACGGUGAGAUGUGAGGUAGAGUAUCACUACAGGGAUAAUCGCGAGAAUCUGUUCGUGAAAGAGUUGCACAUGCGCGCGGGUGCGCAUGUGACCCAGUCCAGGAAGCUUGCUGAAGGCGUUAGCUUCAUGAAACGUAAUGUUGAAGCCGGAUUUCCCCCCAACACAUUCGUAAUCGUCGACACCCAUUCCGACGAGUACAGCGGAAUGCUCCAGCACACUGGAGGGCACACCGGCGGCACCAACACCACGAUCACAGAAAUCGUGACCGCGUACCUCGGCGAGGAGUUCCUGAAAGGCACGGCAAACGCUUCGCUUGCUGCAAGCAGUGACGAAACCGUCGUCACCACAAAGGCAGGCAAAGAGCCUUGGUGCAAGCUCACCCCAAACGCCAGAGGGGCAGAAGAGUGCUGA